Megalops cyprinoides (Indo-Pacific tarpon) is the source of this 2024-nucleotide messenger RNA. It is a transcript of the gene eif2b4, whose product is annotated as eukaryotic translation initiation factor 2B, subunit 4 delta. The record is from RefSeq and is a predicted model, not a curated record. The coding region runs from base 15 to 1652 and encodes 545 amino acids. The transcript is spliced from 13 exons. Lineage: Eukaryota; Metazoa; Chordata; Actinopteri; Elopiformes; Megalopidae.
UGCGACAGGUAAACAUGGCGGACGCUGAUGGAGGAGGCGAGCGAAAACAGAAUGACAGCAUUCCACACACCCAAGGUGAAACAGACACGAAGAAUCAUGCGAUCGCACGUGCUAAAACUGAAGGGAAAGAGCUGACCAAAGAGGAGAAGCAACGUUUGAGGAAAGAGAAGAAACAGCAUAAGAAAAACAAGAAGGAUGACAAGAACACACCAGAGACUGAGACAGAGAAGAAGCCAGCAGCCCCAGCUGUAACGCAGCAGACCACACCAGUGGUGAAAGCCGCUGCGGUGGUGCCUGCGGCUGCAGCAGAGGCGCCUGCACCCACACCCGCAGCUGCAGCUGCAGACAAGCCGGCCAAGACCAAAGCGGAGCUGCGGGCCGAGAGGCGUGCCCGGCAGGAGGCGGACCGGGCCACCAAACAGGGCAAGAAAGGGGAUCCCAGCCAGCCGCCCUCUGCCAGCAAAGCCAAGGCUCCGCCCAGCGACCUGCAGCCAGUGGUGAAAAGACUUCCAGAACACGUUCAAGCUGACGACCCUGCCGUCGUGAAGAAACUGGCCAAGAAAUUAGAAAGGCAGCAGAUCCCACUGAGGUCAGACUAUGGCUACAAAGUCAGCCUCUUUUCCCAUCUACACCAGUACAGCCGGAAAGCCCCUCUCACCCAGCACAUCAGCAUCCCCUCCACUGUGAUCCACCCCUCCAUCGUGAGGCUGGGUCUGCAGUACUCGCAGGGCAUUGUGGCUGGCUCCAACUCCCGCUCCAUCGCCUUGCUGCACGCCUUCAAACAGGUUAUUCGGGACUAUACCACCCCUCCAAACGAGGAGCUGUCCAGAGACCUUGUUAACAAACUCAAACCCUACAUCAGUUUUCUGAAUCAAUGUCGCCCUCUGUCGGCUAGUAUGGGAAAUGCAAUCAAGUACAUCAAAAAGGAAAUCUCCAAUAUCCCUAGUCAGUGUAAAGAGGAAGAGGCUAAGGACAGACUGCUCAAGUGCAUUGACAGUUACAUCGUAGAGAAGAUUCAGCUGGCCGCUAAAGCCAUUGCGAAAUAUGCCAUUGAGAAAAUCAGCGAUGGUGAUGUCAUCCUGGUGUACGGAUGCUCUUCCCUGGUUAACCACAUCCUGUUUGAGGCCUUCGAGAAGGAGAGGAAGUUCCGCGUCAUCGUGGUGGACAGCCGACCGAGGCUGGAGGGAAGGGAAGCCCUGAGGCGGCUGGUAAAGAAAGGGAUCCACUGCACCUACGUCCUGAUCUCCACCCUGUCCUACAUAAUGCCGGAGGUGUCGAAAGUGUUUCUCGGAGCCCACGCUCUGCUGGCGAAUGGUUAUGUGAUGUCACGCGUGGGGACAUCACAGAUCGCCCUGGUUGCCAAGGCCUACAACGUGCCUGUGCUGGUGUGCUGCGAGACAUACAAGUUCUGCGAAAGGGUGCAGACCGACUCCUUCGUGUCCAACGAGCUAGAUGACCCGGACGACCUCAUAGUGACCCGGAAGGGGAAGACACAGCUGGAGAAAUGGCAGGAAGUGAGGUCGCUGGGGCUGCUGAAUCUGGUGUAUGAUGUCACGCCGCCGGACUUUGUGGACCUGGUGAUCACAGACCUGGGGAUGAUCCCCUGCACCUCAGUGCCAGUCGUACUGCGGGUGAAGAACGUGGACCAGUGAGGCUCCACCCGCUGCGUUCCCACAAUGCCGAGCGUGUCCGCGCAUACCAUGCUUUCCUUGGCAUGCAAUAAACGUAUUUAAAAUGGAAUAUUGUUUUAACUACGCCCUGCUGUCUCUUAUUUCCUCGUUCAAACAGUUGCAGGUAGUACUGCAUUGCGCUCGAGUGCUGCUCUACAGGUGUGGCGGUGCUACUGUGCCCUGAAGUAAUCUGUAACGCAUGGCGCGCAAGCUGUGUAUCUUGAUAAUUGGCAUCACCCACUAAACAGUGCAACCAAAAUCAGACUAGCUGGCCCUGAACAGAUUUGCACUUUCAGUAGUUUGGCAGUUUAGAGCAAUGAAUCUAUAUAGAGUCUUGUCAUUGUGAAGAAGGGA